Empidonax traillii (willow flycatcher) is the source of this 1314-nucleotide messenger RNA. RefSeq names its product serine/threonine-protein kinase DCLK2-like. The transcript is spliced from 3 exons. NCBI's taxonomy places the organism in Eukaryota, Metazoa, Chordata, Aves, Passeriformes, Tyrannidae. The record is from RefSeq and is a predicted model, not a curated record. Gene Ontology annotation, biological process: retina development in camera-type eye; axoneme assembly; photoreceptor cell development. The coding region runs from base 460 to 1230 and encodes 256 amino acids. Gene Ontology annotation, cellular component: axoneme.
GGGGCUGCGCCGCUCCCCCCGCCGGGACCGGAUCCAGGACCAGCGCCGGAGCUGGCGGCAUAGGCGCUCCGGCCCCCGCUGCCUGGCAGAGCCAGCAGGGGAGAGGCUGCGGCGGGGACCCGAGCAUUGUGCGAGCCUGCAUGGGCACGGCGCGGAGGCGCGGCUGCGGGGCUCCCCCGAGCUUCUGGCUCCCCUGCCGGCAUCGCCUGUAGCCGGGAGGCGCCGCGCCGGGGCAUGAGGGAUGCUUUUGUGCGCGGCGGCGGGCGCAGCAGCGGGUAGCGGCGGCUGCGGUUGCGGGGCAGGUCGGGCGCCGCGCUCACCCGCAGCCCUCCCGGCGAGCGGGGCCGGGCGCGAUGCUGAAUUAAGCGGCCGGAGCCCUUGCGAGCGCGGGGGGCAGGCGUAGCAGCCCGUAGCGGAGAGCCGGGAGGGGCGGGCGGGCCGGCAGGCAGCUCCCUCCCCAUGGCGAGCAACCGGAGCAUCGAGCUGGAGCACUUCGAGGAGCGGGACAAGCGGCAGCAGCGCUCCGGGCCGCGGCGCGGCGGCUCCGGGUCGGGCGGCGGCGCAGGGCCGAGGGGCAAUGGGCUGGUGCCCAGCCCGGCUCACAGCGCACACUGCAGCCUCUACCGGACCCGCACCCUGCAAGCGCUCAGCUCGGAGAAGAAGGCGCGCAAAGCCCGCUUCUACCGCAACGGGGACAGGUACUUCAAGGGCUUGGUGUACGCCAUCUCCCCCGACCGCUUCCGCUCCUUCGACGCCCUCCUGGUGGAGCUCACCCGCUCCCUGUCGGACAACGUGAACCUGCCCCAAGGGGUCCGCACCAUCUACACCAUCGAUGGCAGCAAGAAGCUCACCAGCCUGGACGAGCUGGUGGAAGGUGAAAGUUAUGUAUGUGCAUCCAAUGAACCAUAUCGCAAAGUUGAUUACACCAAGAAUGUCAAUCCGAACUGGUGUGUGAACAUAAGGACUGGGUCCAGUCGAUCCUUGCCGUCUUUGACAUCCACAAAGAGUGAAGUGAAGGAGAGUAAAGAUUUCAUUAAACCCAAAUUAGUGACUGUUAUUAGGAGUGGAGUAAAACCACGUAAAGCUGUGAGAAUUCUGCUGAAUAAGAAGACUGCUCACUCCUUUGAACAGGUCUUGAAUGACAUCACCGAAGCCAUUAAGUUAGACUCUGGUGUAGUCAAGAGACUUUGUACACUGGAUGGAAAGCAGUGCUGUGAGAAACAGCUUUGAGUGACUACAAGAUUGAAACCCUGACACAGGAAUUCAAAAAAAAAAAGAUUUUUAUAGCUCUACAUAACAAUAUUACACUGCAGU